AUGGAUAGAAAAUCUGCUAGAAUAAAAGCAGAGUUAGAAAGAUAUGGUUGGAAAGUUUCAAAGAAUUUUAAAUAUAGGAAGGGAAGACCCAUAAAAGUCUAUGACAAAUUGUCUGGUCUUCGCUAUGAAAUGGACUUGGAAACAGCACGCGCAAAUUAUCCAAACAGACUAGAGAGGUUAGAAGAAGAACGUCUUAUGGACAUGCCUUUCGAUGUUAGUGAACCUCAAGUUGAAGGACACGACGGCUUUGCCAGAUUCUACUGGAAACAUGACGAACAAUUGCAUCCUUUGAGAAGGAAAAAAGGAAAAGGUGAAGACGCACAUGCUCCCAUGGAAAGAACAAGAUAUGCAUAUGAAAAGUAUCGUGAAGUUAGAAGUCAAAUUACAUCUGGUCGAACCUUUACAGUAAACUUUGACGAAGGAAAGAACAAAGAAGGCUUCAUGGGAGUACUUGCUGCCAUACAAGACGGAAAUAAGAAAGGAUACAAUCUCAGACUAACCGUAACAGAUUUGGAUGGUCACAUUUACUAUGCACAUGGCAAUGUCACAACAGCUGCA
This is a messenger RNA of Trichomonas vaginalis G3, 558 nucleotides long. RefSeq lists its product as uncharacterized. The annotation marks the transcript as partial. The transcript has a single exon. NCBI's taxonomy places the organism in Eukaryota, Parabasalia, Trichomonadida, Trichomonadidae. The record is from RefSeq and is a predicted model, not a curated record.